This is a messenger RNA of Amorphotheca resinae ATCC 22711, 1971 nucleotides long. RefSeq lists its product as hypothetical. Lineage: Eukaryota; Fungi; Ascomycota; Leotiomycetes; Helotiales; Amorphothecaceae. The coding region runs from base 1 to 1971 and encodes 656 amino acids. The record is from RefSeq and is a predicted model, not a curated record. Gene Ontology annotation, biological process: triglyceride catabolic process. Gene Ontology annotation, molecular function: metalloendopeptidase activity; triacylglycerol lipase activity. The transcript is spliced from 4 exons.
AUGAACUUCGGUGCUCUGGGUGGCCAACACCGUGCGGACAUCAUUCAGGUAAUCCCCCGGACCAACCUCGCGUACAUAUCCUACAACAAAUGUCCCUCUGGCUCUGGUGGAGACGAUGCAAACAUGGGCGAUCCAGAACUCCCAGCCUAUACCCCUAUCACGACAGGCUGCGGCUUUGAGGUCUGUCCACUGGCAGCCAUUUCGUUCCCGGACACUAGCUGUACUACAGAGAGGCAAGCUGCCAUUAUAUUAGAACUGCAGAGUACCUUAGAAAUGGCUGUGGACACGGAAGCUAAUUUGCAAAGAGGGGUAUACUUUACCAAGUUCUUUGACGAGGGGUCCCGUCAGAACGAAGAUUUCGCAGCCAACACCGCUAGAGUGUACGGAAAUGUUGCAACUAUGCUCCAAGGCGGUCCCGCGUACAGAGUUACAGCCACUUGUGAUAGUUCAACGAAGUACUGUACAAAGAUCGGGUGGUACGCCCAUAUGAAUGACAAUGCGAAAGGCAAGGUUGGCAGGGUCAAUUUUUGCGAGAAAUUCUGGACUGACUCAGAGAUCGUCUCUACGGACAGUAUACUAAGUACGUGUAAAACCACAGUCCCAGACUUGAGAGUUGUUCAGAGAACGCGCUCUGCCAUUUUGUUACACGAGAUGACGCAUACUUCAUUUGCCAUGUCCUUCGGAGAAAAGACGCGCGAUUACGCCUAUGGGUAUACCUUUUGUUCACUACUUGCUGAAGGCGAGUUUGACAGGAGUUGUAUGACAAGCCAGAUGAAAGGCAGGCCUAAGGUCAUGUGUCCUGACCUUUCGGGCAACGAGGGCAAUUGUAUGGCGAGUAUGUCAGUAAAGAAUGCAGACACAUACGCCUUCGUGGCUGCUGGGGUCUGGUAUUCUGGAAAGUCCGUGAAUGAUGCUAAUAUCGAGUACGUCGAGAAGGUCUGCUCUGGCGACACUCUUACUGGUCUGACGGGGCAGAUCAACAGCUGGAGUAACCCAGAGCGUGCAUCUAUCGCCACACUGUCAAUUGGCGGUAACGAUGUCGGCUUUAGUUCCCUGCUUCGGUACUGUGUUAUCACGCCUAAUACUGGGCCUUCAGGAUCCGCAAAUCGUGCAAAUUGCGUGGCGUCUGAAAAGAAGGCGACAGACUACAUGUUGGAUCCUGGAACAACAGGCCUGCGUUACAAGCUUAAAGAGGCCUACCUCAGCAUCCUGCGCAAAUCCGGCCACGACUACUUCCACCUCUACAUUACUAGCUACGUCAACUUCUUUAAUGCUGCUACAAGCGACUGUGCAGACACUACCUUCCACUACUGGUGGGCGGGUUACAAGCCCUCCUCUGACUGGCCCAUGAACCGUAUUGUCUACCUCUCCACCGACCUGCGAAGUGAGCUCAAUACGCUCGUUACCCAGCUUAAUACUGUCAUUGCCGGCGCCAUUGUCGACGCCAAUAACGAGUACGGCGGCUCCUCACAAGUGCACUUCGUUGACCUCGCGCCCGCCUUUGCUGCCGGGCACCGUUGGUGUGAGAAUCCCAACGGGGAGUUCCACGAGCCAGAUGUCUCACGCGCUGAUACUUGGCUGUUUCUCAGUGCCUGGAAGGAUACCAGCAUCGAAUCUGCCGCCGAUGUCACCGAUGCCGUCGAGGCAGCCGAAGUUGCCACGCUCAUCUCGUCUGGCAACAUCUCCUUGCCGGAUGCCGGAUCUUGCUAUGCGGCAUUGGGCACGGAUCCGGACCCAUACGCCUACGCCAUGUGUCAGGUGUCUAUCUCGAUCUCUGAGGACCCAGCUGGGCCAGAGGCAAUGCGAUACCAGGCUGCGCAGGCGGCCAUCGCGAGUGGGGAUUAUAACAGUCAGGACAUUGCGGGCUAUUUGCCGACUCGGCAAAUAAAGACGUUCCAUCCCAGGAGUCCGGGGAUGGUGGCAUACAGGGAUGCGCUCCUUGGGGUGAUCGAGGGGGUCGGGCAGCUGUAG